GAGUUGUCUUCUUCCCAAAUUCUCCCACCAAUCCAAUGAAUAAUAUUUAAUCUCCCAACCAAUCAAACUUUGAUCGAAUUAGGGAUGGAGAAAGAAACCGAACUUAAACUCUUGAAUUCCAAAUCGCCGUCCAACAUGCCGCAGCGGGAGCCGUCUCACGAUGAUGGCUCAGCCAAGGCCGACCGCCCUCGCCUCAAGCAUGAAUCCCCAAUGCCGGUAUCCACUGAGAGUAUCCAGGAGCUGGAGAAGAAAUGUGCUGCAUAUGUGCGGAACGAUGUCUACGGUCCAAUGGGACGAGGCGAGCUUCCGUUGAAGGAGAAGCUCCUACUCGGCAUCGGGCUCCUGACUCUGGUUCCGAUACGCAUCAUUCUGGCGAUGACUAUAUUGGUCCUCGAUUACUUGAUUUGUCGGAUUUGCACUCUUUUCUCAACGCCGAACCGAGAGGACGAGCAGGAAGACUACGCGCACCUACGCGGAUGGAGGCGAGCGGUGAUCGUUCAUUCCGGAAGGUUUCUGGCUAGGCUCAUGCUUUUCGUGUUUGGAUUUUAUUGGAUAAGUAGCGACGACAAAUCAACAAGUGAGAAUCAGAGCCAGGAUCAAUCAGAAGAAGUGGAAAGACCUGGAGCAAUAAUUUGUAAUCAUGUUUCCUAUAUAGAUAUAUUGUAUCAUAUGUCUUCUUCUUUCUCGAGCUUUGUUGCUAAGAGAUCAGUGGCUAAACUUCCAUUUGUUGGCCUCAUUAGCAAGUGCCUUGGUUGCAUCUUUGUUCAAAGGGAGUCAAAAUCUUCUCACUUCAAGGGUGUUUCAGGUGUGGUGACUGAAAGAGUUCGUGAAGCACAUCGAAAUAAAAUUGCUCCAAUGAUGAUGCUUUUUCCAGAAGGCACAACAACAAAUGGAGAUUACCUUCUUCCAUUCAAGACAGGUUCCUUUCUGGCAAGUGUGCCUGUGCUUCCAGUCAUAUUAAGAUAUCCAUACCAAAGAUUCAGUCCUGCCUGGGAUUCAAUCUCUGGGGCAAGAGUUGAACGUUGGGCACGACAUGUGAUUUUUCUCCUCUGUCAAUUUAUUAAUUACAUAGAAGUGACAAGGUUACCUGUCUACUACCCAUCACAAGAAGAGAAGGAUGAUCCGAAACUAUAUGCUAAUAAUGUCCGCAGAUUAAUGGCUAAGGAGGGUAACUUGAUAUUGUCAGAUAUUGGACUGCCUGAGAAGCGAGUAUAUCAUGCUGCUCUCAAUGGUAAUAAUAGACUGCCUAGUGUUUUGCAUCAGAAAGACGAUUGAUAAUUUCAUGGCUUCGCUCCCAAUGAUAUCUAGUCUCAGUUGAGUUUCUUAGUUUAUAUCAGUAUUUUCUCAUGAAUGCACAGUCAAAGCAAAGCGGGUGGUCAGUCCUUGCCCCCAUUAGCCCAAAAAGAUGCUGGCAUGCAAUCAUUGUCUUGUAAUUUUCCUACUUAUGGAAAAUGUGCUUGGUAGAUACUGAUUAAACGUGAUUAUGGAUCUCAUCUAGUCAGAUCACCUAAUAGAAAUUGAUUCUAGGGCUUGUCUCAUGUUAUACAAAUUCUUAACAAAGUUGACUGUUACUUAGAAUGCAUCUGUGUAUCUGAAGUGUCUCUUUGGUGUUCAUGCAGGUUUAUUUUGCCAAAGCUAAUUCGGAUUCGCCAUCUGUUUAUUCUUUGUAUUAGCAUGUUAUUUAUGGGAAUGAUUUAAAAUCAUAUAGAAAUCUUGAGCCGAACAAGUGCAGUCAUAUUGUCAUCAGUUGGUUAUGUAUUUUACCUGGAGCUGAAUUGGCAUUCUCAAAUCUGGUCUCUCUUCAAGUUAUGUUGAUGAGAAGACGUUCAAGAUAUGUGACAUUCACAUUUGGGAGGGAGAGAAUAACCUUGCUAACACAGAUGCAGAGGCCUGGAGGUCUGAAUUUUGAUCUGCACCUAGCUUUCAUGUCAAUGCCACGACCGACGUGCAUGGCUGCUUCCUGGCUUGCUUUGCGGUCAUAAUUUCCUUAUAUGGAGUUGGAUUCUGGGUUUAUCAAUAUCAGCAAGAGCCUGCACCUUGCGGUGGGCAUCUUCCAAUUUCGAGGAGUAAAAAUUACUAAACUAGUGGGUGCAAUCCGAGCAGAGUUUCUGUAUGGCAGGCCAUCGAUAAUGUAGCAGCCUCCUGAUAUCAUGAUUCAUUCAUGCAGAAAUUUUCUUUUAGUCGUCCGUGACGGUACGAUAUAAUUCAUUUUUGAGUUGUUCUCAAAUACCUUCCUCUAGUCACAAGGUUGUUCUUGUCAUCUCGUA
This is a messenger RNA of Rubroshorea leprosula, 2267 nucleotides long. NCBI's taxonomy places the organism in Eukaryota, Viridiplantae, Streptophyta, Magnoliopsida, Malvales, Dipterocarpaceae. The record is from the annotation of a GenBank genome assembly.